Symbiodinium natans is the source of this 4053-nucleotide messenger RNA. Lineage: Eukaryota; Dinophyceae; Suessiales; Symbiodiniaceae. The record is from the annotation of a GenBank genome assembly.
AUGGCAGCCGUGUACACCGACGAGCACCCCGCCAGCGUCCCCGACAUGCAGCAGAAAGUAAUCCACGAGCCCGGCACGUCGGCCAUCUCCAAGAACAUCCCGCUCUCGGAGGUGAAUCGCCACUGCACACCCGAGAACUGCUGGGUGGCGCUCAAUGGCAAGGUCUACGACCUGUCGGAGUUCAUGGACCGGCAUCCCGGUGGCCCCACGACCAUCCUGGCCUGGGCGGGGAAGGACGCCUCGAAGUUCUUCAAUGACAUCCACAAGGGCGUCAAGAUCGACACCUACUUGCGGCCCGAGGCCUUCCUGGGCGACCUGGGCGUCGACGAGAACCUCAUGUCCGACGAGUUCUGGCACACGCUGCGCGAGGCCCGCAUCGUCGAGAUCCGGCAGGAGGUUGACCGUCUGCUCAACCAGUGCACCGAGACCCACAAGGCCGACAGCAUCCCGCGUCUCCUCCAGGACAAGAACGUAGACCCGGCGCUGAAGACCAAGCUCCAGCGUUUGGAGACGCAGAAGCGGGCCGCCUUGGAUGCGGAGGACUUCGCCAAGGCUGCCGAGGUCAAGAGAGCCAUGGAGGAUCUGCUGUCGCACGAGGACCACGCACACAAGCACGGCGUGCCACUGGGCUUCUCGAGCAGCGACAUCCCCCUGUCGGAGGUGGCGCGACACAACAAGCCGCACGACUGCUGGAUCGCCAUCAGCGGCGAGGUCUACGACCUCACCGACUUCCUGCAGCACCACCCCGAGCAGCGCAACUCCAUCUUGGCCUGGGCCGGCCGCGAUGCGACGCCCAUGUUCAAUAAGAUCCCGGGCCGGUUCCCCAGCAAGCAAUGGAUGGAGUUCUACAUGCGCCCCGAGUUCAAGACGGGCAAGGUGGGUCCUGAGGCACCGGUGGACGCCAUCAUCCGCGAGCUCAGGGAGCUGCACGACGAGCUGCGGCGCUUGGAGGGCCCGUCCAAGGAGGACAUCGAGGCGGCCAAGACGGCGGUGAAGGUGCCGGGCAAGACGGAUGCACCCACGCUGUCGGAGGAGAGCCGGUUCCCGAAGCUGGCAGAGAUCUCCGCGGGCAAGGACCUGCCCUUCUUCUCCCGCGCAGAGGUGGCGAAGCACAACACGGCGGAGGAGCCCUACAUGAUCAUCCACAACCGGGUCUACAACCUGAAGCCUCUGCUGGGCAGCCACCCGGGAGGUGACGACAUCCUGAUGUCCAAGGCGGGCACGGACUGCACCAAGGACUUCGAGGUCUUCGAGCACUCCGAGAAGGCCCGCGUGCAGAGGGACCGUGACAUGCUUGUGGGCCAGCUGGUGCCGGCAGAGAACACGGACUGGUCCGAGAGCGCCGCGGUGCAGCAGGUGGUCGGCGAGGAGACCUCCGAGCUUGCCCGGUACCUGAGGUACAAGGUCGCGGACUUUGCCACGGCUGGGCUGGCCUGGUACCUGUACAAGACCUUCCAGAACCGCAAGCCGCUGUCCCAGUUCACCUACAGCCGUGCCCUGAGGCACCUGCACCUCAUCAUGGCCGUGGGCAUCUUCGGCGCCGUGGGCACCGCGCAGGCCGCAUCCUACUCGGAGGGCCAGGCCAAGAAGCAGAUGCUCUGGUGGCACAAGCAGACCGGCAUCCUCAUGCUGGUGGCCCUCGUCUUCCGCGUGAUCUUCCGCAUGCAGAGCGGCAUCCCGCCGCGCUUCCCCGGCAACGCCCUGGUGCAGAUGAUCGAGACGCAGAGCCUCCGGGCCUUCUACGCCUUCGCCCUGCUGCUGCCCGUGUCCGGCAUCGCCAACGAGUACUUCCUCAAGUGGGCACCCGGCUCCGACAAGACCGGCAACGCAGAGGACGACCGCCGAAACGACCGCCUGGCCAAGCAGUCCAUCGACGCCCACAAGAUCCUGGGCAAGGCGCUGCAGUACGCCUGGCUGCCCUUCCACCUGGGCUACACCACGCUCUACCACUACAGCCAGGGCCGAGGCGUCGUCCGCAAGGGUGGAAGCUUGACCGACCGACAGCGAUGUGACAUGCUUUUCGGAGAGAUCAUGGCUGCCAUCGGCCAAGACGAGCAUCCCUCAAGCGUCCUCUGGAUUUCCAAGAGCAGGGCUGUCCCCGAAAGCAAGCAGCGAGUGCUCCACGAGCCGGGCACUUCUGCGAUCUCCAAGAACAUCCCGCUCUCGGUGAAUCGCCACUGCACGCCGGAGAACUGCUGGGUGGCGCUGAAUGGCAAGGUCUACGACCUGUCGGAGUUCAUGGACCGGCAUCCCGGCGGCCCCACGACCAUCCUCGCCUGGGCGGGGAAGGACGCCUCGAAGUUCUUCAAUGACAUCCACAAGGGCGUCAAGAUCGACGCCUACUUGCGGCCCGAGGCCUUCCUGGGCGACCUGGGCGUCGACGAGAACCUCAUGUCCGACGAGUUCUGGCACACGCUGCGCGAGGCCCGAAUCGUGGAGAUUCGGCAGGAGGUCGACCGCCUGCUGAACCAGUGCACCGAGACCCACAAGGCGGACAGCAUUCCAAAGCUCCUCCAGGACAAGAACAUCGACCCGCUGCUCAAAGCCAAGCUGCAGCGCCUUGAGACGCAGAAGCGCGCGGCGCUGGACGCUGAGGACUUCGCCAAAGCGGCCGAAGUGAAGAGGGCAGAGGAGGCGCUCCUGUCGCAUCAGGACCACGCGGACCAGCACGACGUGCCGCUGGGCUUCUCGAGCAGCGACAUCCCCCUGUCGGAGGUGGCGCGACACAACAAGCCGCACGACUGCUGGAUCGCCAUCAGCGGCGAGGUCUACGACCUCACCGACUUCCUGCAGCACCACCCCGAGCAGCGCAACUCCAUCUUGGCCUGGGCCGGCCGCGAUGCGACGCCCAUGUUCAAUAAGAUCCCGGGCCGGUUCCCCAGCAAGCAGUGGAUGGAGUUCUACAUGCGCCCCGAGUUCUCCACGGGCAAGGUGGGACCCGAGGCACCGGUGGACGCCAUCAUCCGCGAGCUCAGGGAGCUGCACGACGAGCUGCGGCGCCUGGAGGGCCCGUCCAAGGAGGACAUCGAGGCGGCGAAGACGGCGGUGAAGGUGCCGGGCAAGACGGACGCACCUACGCUGUCGGAGGAGAGCCGGUUCCCGAAGCUGGCGGAGAUCUCCGCAGGCAAGGACCUGCCCUUCUUCUCCCGCGCAGAGGUGGCGAAGCACAACACGGCGGAGGAGCCUUACAUGAUCAUCCACAACCGGGUCUACAACCUGAAGCCUUUGCUGGGCAGCCACCCGGGAGGUGACGACAUCCUGAUGUCCAAGGCGGGCACGGACUGCACCAAGGACUUCGAGGUGUUCGAGCACUCCGAGAAGGCCCGCGUGCAGAGGGACCGCGACAUGCUUGUGGGCCAGCUGGUGCCGGCAGAGAACACGGACUGGUCCGAGAGCGCCGUGGUGCAGCAGGUGGUCGGCGAGGAGACCUCCGAGCUUGCCCGGUACCUCAGGUACAAAGUCGCGGACUUUGCGACUGCUGGGCUGGCCUGGUACCUGUACAAGACCUUCCAGAACCGAAAGCCGCUGUCCCAGUUCACCUACAGCCGCGCCCUGAGGCACCUGCACCUCAUCAUGGCCGUCGGCAUCUUCGGCGCCGUGGGCACCGCGCAGGCCGCCUCCUACUCGGAGGGCCAGGCCAAGAAGCAGAUGCUCUGGUGGCACAAGCAGACCGGCAUCCUGAUGCUGGUGGCCCUCGUCUUCCGCGUGAUCUUCCGCAUGCAGAGCGGCAUCCCGCCGCGCUUCCCCGGCAACGCCCUGGUGCAGAUGAUCGAGACGCAGAGCCUCCGGGCCUUCUACGCCUUCGCCCUGCUGCUGCCCGUGUCAGGCAUCGCCAGCGAGUACUUCCUCAAGUGGGCGCCCGGCUCCGACAAGACCGGCAACGCAGAGGACGACCGCCGAAACGACCGCCUGGCCAAGCAGUCCAUCGACGCCCACAAGAUCCUCGGCAAGGCGCUGCAGUACGCCUGGCUGCCCUUCCACCUGGGCUACACCACGCUCUACCACUACAGCCAGGGCCGGGGCGUCGUCCGCAAGGUCUCCCCCUUCAUCUAG